Messenger RNA from Camponotus floridanus (Florida carpenter ant), 2912 nucleotides. It is a transcript of the gene Sec3, whose product is annotated as exocyst complex component 1. The transcript has 12 exons. Lineage: Eukaryota; Metazoa; Arthropoda; Insecta; Hymenoptera; Formicidae. Gene Ontology annotation, biological process: Golgi to plasma membrane transport; exocytosis. Gene Ontology annotation, cellular component: plasma membrane; exocyst. The record is from RefSeq and is a predicted model, not a curated record. Gene Ontology annotation, molecular function: phosphatidylinositol-4,5-bisphosphate binding. The coding region runs from base 262 to 2841 and encodes 859 amino acids.
GGGGAUAAAAGCGUGAUACUCUUCUCUCACUCUUCUCUCUGUUUUGACAGAUCUACUAAUUUUGUAAAUAUAAAAGAAAAACUUUAAUAAUUUGUGUGCAAUAUAAUUUAAUUUAUCAGAACCAGAAAAGUAACGACUGCUUGGUGUAAAGAAUUUUAAUAAUUACUUAUGAUUCUUUAAAAUGGAAAAUGCAACAUUUAAGUAAUAACAAAAAACAAGAAAAGAGAAUACAAUAGGUUAUAUAGACAAAGCUCUCAAAUCAUGGCAGCCAUUCGACAUACUUUGCAAAGGGAAGUAUUCACUCCUAGUGAUGAAAAGCUGCUUAGUGUAUGCUAUGUGAGCAAAGCUUACAAGAAAAAGAAGAUGAGCUUUUUAUGCCUGGCUACAACGACAGAUACACCAGGAUCUCUUAUAUUAUAUCAAAUAAAGAAGAAUGACAAGAAUAUUUAUAAAAAGAAACAAUCAUGGCCUCUGAGUGACAUACAAAUUGUAGAUGGUGUUAAAAAUGAUUCCAUGGAUAUAGAAUUGCAUAUUGACAAAGUCUACAAAUGGUCAUCCACUACAGUACAAGAAAGGCGAACAUUUAUUAGUAAUCUAUAUACUUAUUCGUAUAGUCUAGCUCAGAGGCCAGAAUUUAAAAAUUUUCCCAAAGAAUGGUUGAUUGAUCCAAUUGCAUUAAAAGAGAGUGACAGCAUCACAUUUACACCUGAUCUUUUGGUAUCACCUAUUACUUCAGACUAUCAAUCUAUCACUGAAAAGGAAGCUGCUGACUUAAAACAAAUGAUGGAGAAUUGUGAAUAUGCUGUUUCCAAUGCUGAACUUUUUAUGGAAACUCUUUCAAAGGAUUUAUCUAUUCUUGAUGGGGAAAAUGUGCACUCAGUUUUAGCAUCAGAACAAAGAGUAACACAGCUAAUGAACAGUAUAGAUGCUGCAAUAAUUGAAGCUUCUAUUGUAGAAGCGCGAUUAGCGACAUAUGAUGAAGCAUUAGGAAGAAUAAGAGAAGUAAUGGCUCGAGUUGGUCAGAAAAAUCAGGCUAUACAUACAGCUAAUAAUAACGCCAGACUUUUAUUAGAUCAGUUAAAUCUGGUCAUUUCGCAAUUAGAUAUUUCUCCAACACAUCAACGUACUCUGAAUGAAGCUGAAUUGCCAGGCGAAAGAGAAGAGCUUGGUCUUGCAGGUACAGCACUCUUAAAAGCAAUCACAGCACCUCUUCCACCAGGCUUGGAUAAACUGAGUGCUGUCACUGAACAAAAAAGACGGUUAGACAAGCUUAAAGCAAAAUUCUCAGUUAUUGUCGCUAGACAUUUAAAUAAUCUUUUUAUACAUCUGGGUAAUGAUAUUGGGGAUGCAUCGACAACCAUGGCAGAUCUAAUUUUACCGACUCACCAAGGAGUUCAUAACGAGCUUGUACCAUACACUGAAUUGAUGCAAUUGCUUAGAGCAUUAGAUAAUAAAGCUUUUGUGUUGUUGACCAAAGUCUAUACUGAUACCAUGAGCAAAUUGUAUAAGAGGGAUCUAAAACGCUUCUUUGAAGAAGCUAAGAAUAAACUUAUUAACAAACGUCUACAAGUAAAUACAUCAAGGUCUAGCGGCCAAAAAGGUGAAGAUCUGCUUAGCCCGGCGCCUAUCUGUUUGCUGAGUGGCGAAAUAUGGACACCAGUGGACGAAGGUAAUCUUCUGGAUUCAGUCCUUGAUUGUGUACUCUCGCAAAUGCAGCCGGUGUGUCUCGCCGAGCAAGGAUUCUGCGUUUCGUUUCUUCAAUUGGACUCUGUUCUUUCGCCUUCCAAAAGCAGUGAGAUGGAGGAAAUAGAAAAUACGAGUAAUGGUGCGGCAAGUCCAGGAUCGGUGACUUCAACGGCGAGUAAAAGAUUGGAGCGUCAAGUGAACGAGGACGUGCGUGCAACUAUGGCUGCAAUAUUUCCAUCAUUAGAAACUGAAUUGAACAACUUUAUCGGCUUUCUGGACAAAAUCGAUAGCUUUUGGUGUAUGUAUGUGUUAGUGCGCUUGUCACAGCAUGUUAUGUCCGCUCAAGACACCGGCUCGUUUUUGUCAAUGACGUUCGCAUCUGCUCUGAUUCACGUGAAACGAGCAUUUGACAAGUUUAUGCAGGCGCAGCUACAGUCCAUAUUAUGCGAUACGAAAGUCAAUCGUCGGCACAAGUGCGGUAUAUUGCCAUAUAUAGAGAAUUUUGGGCCAUUUGCGAGAACCGCAGAAAAAAUCUUCCGUAACUCUGACAGGAAGGUCGAUCUUGAAAAGUGGUAUACGAAACUCGUGAGCACUAUGUUCGAAGCUAUCGUCAUUCAUAGCCGAGAACACCACAAGACACCGCAAGAAGUCAUAAAGAUGGAAAAUUUUCAUCAUCUCUAUGAUCUUCUUUCGCAACUGAAAAUUUCUGUAUUGGAUCAUGAGCGGAAGGAAGCCAAACAGAAAUACCAGGAUGCACUUCGUGCUUAUGUUACCCAAUACUUUGGACGACCUCUUGAGAAACUUAAUCUUUUCUUUGAAGGCGUACAAGCCAAGGUAGGUGCUGGUGUGAAAGAAUCCGAAGUCAGUUAUCAGAUGGCCUUCAGUAAACAAGAAUUGCGACGCGUAGUGAAGGAAUAUCCCGCGAGAGAAGUUAAAAAAGGUUUAGAAAAUCUAUAUCGAAAAGUUGAGAAACAUCUAUGUGAAGAAGAAAAUUUGUUACAGGUUGUUUGGCGCGAAAUGCAAAACGAGUUCAUUGCACAAUACAGGAAUAUUGAAGAGCUCAUACAACGUUGUUACCCAGAUAGUAAUGUGACACUAGAAUUUACUAUUCAAGAUAUUCUAGAAUUCUUUUCAGAAAUAGCACGUUCUCAUUAACAAGUCAACAGAAAGUAUUAAAAUAAAAAAUACAAUUUGAUUUAUAUAACUUAACUAUAUAAUGAUUAUUA